AUGGCAAAAUCAAAGUAUGAGUAUGUCAAGGAGUUUGAAAAGGACGACACCUUGCUAAGGAAUGUAUUCAUUCUCGUGCGCAUCGAUGGAAAGGGUUUCCACAGGUUUUCAGCAGCCCAUGAAUUUCAUAAACCAAACGACGUUCGCGCUCUCAACUUGAUGAACCAUGCCGCAAGAGCUGUUAUGCAUGAACUGGACGAUAUCUUGUUAGCUUUUGGUGAAUCCGAUGAAUAUUCAUUCUUAUUCCGUCGAUCCACUGAUCUCUAUCAACGACGAGAAGCCAAGAUUGUCUCCACAGUGGUGUCACUUUUCACUUCUGCUUUUGUCUAUUAUUGGAAUGAUUAUUUCCCAGAGAUGAAACGGCCUCUUUAUCCCCCUGUCUUUGAUGGACGCGCCGUACUUUACCCUUCUGAAAUCGAAGUCAAGGAUUAUUUCGCAUGGCGCCAAGCAGAUACUCAUAUCAAUAAUUUGUUCAACACUUCCUUUUGGGCUUUGGUCGAAAAGGGUGGCUUGUCUCCCAAGGCCGCUGAAAAUCGACUGGCGGGAACGGAUUCAAAGGACAAGAAUGAGAUACUUUUUACGGAAUUCAAUACAAAUUAUAGCAAGAUACCCGCUAUUUUCAGGAAGGGGAGUGUACUUUUACGAGGACAGAUCCCCAAGGAUCAAGAAAAGGAUGGUAUCAUUCCUACAUUACCAGAGACUCUUCCAGGAUCAACAAUCGCAAAUGCAAUACCAGUAUCA
Molecule: messenger RNA, 741 nt
Organism: Lobosporangium transversale
Lineage: Eukaryota; Fungi; Mortierellomycota; Mortierellomycetes; Mortierellales; Mortierellaceae
Product: tRNAHis guanylyltransferase-domain-containing protein
Exons: 3
Biological process (GO): tRNA modification
Molecular function (GO): magnesium ion binding; tRNA guanylyltransferase activity
Source: RefSeq, a predicted model, not a curated record